Messenger RNA from Lactuca saligna, 3827 nucleotides. Lineage: Eukaryota; Viridiplantae; Streptophyta; Magnoliopsida; Asterales; Asteraceae. The record is from the annotation of a GenBank genome assembly.
AUGACCUCCGAUCAUUCAUCAUCUACCGCCGAUAUGAACUCAGAUGGAUCCAAGGGUGUCGAUCUUCAACCCCAUCGACAAGAAGAAGAUGCAGAUAGCUCGCAUAAUUCAUCUUCCCGCAGAAGCAUUCCGUCGAACACUUCGAGGGCAAACUCAGUGAAAGAAGUUGCGUUCGUUGAUUUGGGAUCAAAGGGCGUGCGAUAUGGAUCUCGAAAAGGAAGCUCAGGUGCAGAAAGGUUUAGCAUGUCCAUGUCGCAAAGAGAGAUUAGUGAUGAAGAUUCAAGGUUGGUUUAUGUAAACGAUCCAGCAAAAACUAAUGAAAAGUUUGAAUUUUCUGGGAAUUCCAUUAGAACAAGCAAGUAUUCCAUUCUAACUUUCUUGCCCAGAAACCUGUUUGAACAAUUCCAUAGAGUCGCCUAUGUUUAUUUCCUCAUAAUCGCUGUCCUCAACCAGCUUCCACAGCUUGCAGUUUUUGGGCGUUUUGCCUCCAUCUUGCCAUUAACAAUGGUGUUAUUAGUUACAGCAGUGAAAGAUGCUUAUGAAGACUGGAGACGACACAGAUCUGACGCGAUUGAAAACAAUCGUUUAUCAACUGUUUUAAUGAACAGUUCAUACGAACAUAAGAAAUGGAAAGACAUUAAAGUAGGAGAAAUCAUCAAAUUUUCUGCAAACGAAACAAUUCCAUGUGAUAUCGUUUUGCUUUCAACUAGCGAUCCAACGGGAGUCGCUUACAUCCAGACCAUCAAUCUAGACGGAGAAUCUAACCUAAAAACACGUUACGCCAAACAAGAAACCCUUUCAAUCAUCCAUGAGAACAAGGAGAUCAACGGCGUUAUCAAAUGUGAAAAACCCAACAGAAACAUAUACGGUUUCUUAGCCAACAUGGAGAUCGAUCAAAAACGCGUCUCACUCGGCCCUUCCAACAUCGUUCUUCGUGGAUGUGUCCUCAAGAACACGAACUGGGCAGUAGGAGUUGUGGUGUACACCGGAAUGGAAACCAAAGUUAUGCUCAACAAUUCAGGCGCCCAAUCGAAACGAAGCCAUCUUGAAGCUCGCAUGAACAGAGAAAUCAUAUUUUUAUCGAUUUUUCUUGUUGUUUUAUGCUCGGUUGUUUCAAUUUGUGCUGGUGUUUGGUUGAGACGCCAUAGAGACGAGCUUGAUAUCAUGCCUUUUUAUAGAAGAAAAGAUUAUUCAGAAGGAGAUGCUGAAAACUACAAGUAUUACGGAUGGGGGAUGGAGAUAUUCUUCACGUUUCUUAUGUCGGUGAUUGUGUUCCAGAUUAUGAUACCAAUUGCUUUGUAUAUAUCCAUGGAGCUAGUGCGUGUGGGCCAGGCUUACUUCAUGAUCCAUGAUGAUAACAUGUAUGAUGAAAGUACAGAUUCGAGAUUCCAAUGUAGGGCCUUGAAUAUGAAUGAGGAUUUAGGUCAAGUGAAGUACGUUUUCUCUGAUAAAACUGGUACAUUGACUGAAAACAAGAUGGAGUUUCAGUAUGCAAGCAUUUCUGGUGUCGAUUACAAUGGGGAGAAAUCGGAGUUUUAUGGAGAAGAAGAGGGUUACUAUGCUAAAGUGAAUGGGCUUGUUUUGAGGCCCAAAAUGAAGGUGAAAGUUGACAUGGAGCUAGUUCGUUUAUCACAAAAUGAAUCAAAAACCCAAAAACAAAUUUACGAUUUCUUUCUUGCAUUAGCUGCUUGCAACACAAUUGUCCCAAUUGCGGUUGAUACAUCAAAUCCUACUGAGAAAUUGAUCGAUUAUCAAGGGGAAUCCCCAGAUGAACAAGCCCUAGUUUAUGCUGCAGCUGCUUAUGGUUUCAUGCUUAUUGAACGAACUUCCGGUCAUAUAGUCAUCGAUAUUCAUGGUGAUCAACAAAGGUUUAAUGUUCUUGGAAUGCACGAAUUUGAUAGUGAAAGAAAAAGGAUGUCAGUUAUAUUAGGGUUUCCCGAUAACACGGUGAAAGUUUUUGUAAAAGGUGCAGAUACAACGAUGUUUAACGUCAUAGAUAAAUCAAUGGAUUCAGAUAUAGUAAAAGCAACCGAAUCCCAUCUUCAUUCAUAUUCUUCAGUCGGAUUAAGAACCCUAGUUAUGGGAAUCCGUGAACUAAAUUCUCAUGAAUUCAAUCAAUGGCGUUCAUCUUACGAGUCUGCAACCAAUGCUUUAAUGGGUAGGGCACGUUUACUUAAAAAGGUGGCAAUCAAUUUAGAAACAAAUCUCCACAUCUUAGGAGCUUCUGGAAUUGAAGAUAAAUUACAAGAAGGUGUACCUGAAGCAAUCGAGAGUUUAAGAACAGCGGGAAUAAAAGUUUGGGUUUUAACAGGCGAUAAACAAGAAACCGCUAUUUCAAUUGGAUACUCAUCGAAGCUUUUAACAAAUACAAUGACGCAAAUUGUAAUAAACAAUAAUUCUACCGAAUCGUGUAGAAAAAGCUUGAGAGAUGCGUUGAUUAGGUCUCAAAAAAGUGAUAGUUCUGGAGAUGAUUCAAGAUCGAUUGCUUUGAUUAUUGAUGGGACGAGUCUUGUGUAUAUCCUUGAUACGGAACUUGAAGAACAGCUGUUUGAAUUGGCGAGUAAAUGCUCUGUGGUUUUAUGUUGUCGAGUGGCGCCAUUGCAGAAAGCUGGGAUUGUUAUGCUGAUUAAGAAAAGAACAGACGACCUCACCCUUGCAAUUGGAGAUGGUGCCAAUGACGUUUCCAUGAUCCAAAAGGCGGAUGUCGGAAUCGGAAUCAGCGGACAAGAAGGUCGGCAAGCUGUGAUGUCAUCGGAUUUUGCCAUGGCUCAAUUCCGUUUUCUGGUUCCUCUUUUGUUAGUCCAUGGACACUGGAAUUACCAAAGAAUGGGAUACAUGAUCCUUUACAAUUUCUACAGAAACGCAAUUUUUGUCCUCGUUUUAUUCUGGUAUGUUUUAUUUACUGCAUUCACUCUAUCAACCGCCAUUAACGAAUGGAGCAGCGUGUUGUAUUCUGUAAUCUAUACGUCUGUACCUACAAUUGUUGUUGGAAUUCUCGACAAGGAUCUCGGAAGAACGUCUUUACUAAAACACCCUCAGCUUUAUGGAGCGGGACAAAGGCAAGAAAGCUACAAUACGACAUUGUUUUGGCUUACCAUAGCAGACACGUUAUGGCAGAGUAUAGUCGCCUUCUUCAUUCCGCUACUCGCAUACUGGAAAUCCACCAUUGAUGGUCCGAGUAUAGGCGAUCUUUGGACCCUCGCGGUUGUUCUUCUGGUUAAUCUUCACUUAGCGAUGGAUGUCACCACAUGGAAUUGGAUUAUUCACGCAUCGAUUUGGGGUUCAAUUGUUGCAACGAUUAUUUGUGUGAUCAUCAUCGACGCUAUCCCGAUCUUGCCUGGAUACUGGGCGAUCUUUUAUCUUGCAGGCGAUGGUUUGUUCUGGAUUUGCUUGAUUGGGAUCGUGGUGGCUUCCUUGAUUCCUCGAUUUGUUCUGAAAACAUUGUUGCAGCGUUAUAAACCGACGGAUGUUCAGAUCGCCGGGGAGGCGGAGAAAUUUGGGGAUUUAGUUGAGUCAGGAAGUGGAGAAAUUGAAUUGCAUCAACAGCAAAGAUGAUUUUUCUUUUUUUUUUUUAAUUAUAUUCUUUAGGUUGCUAGAGAAAUGUUCUCUUGCUGUGCCUGUGUUUGUGUAGUUUUUUUUUUGUCCUAAGGAUAGAGCAUGAAAGUUUUGUGUUCAUAGUUUCAUCAUUAUUUAUGCAAGUUACUUGGUCUUGUAUCUAUUUGUAAAUUUUCAUUGUUUACAAUAUAAAAUUUUGGUACAUGAUGCACAUAUGGUUUCGUAAAUGAUUGGAACAUCCAGCGAAUAGUUUGAUGGAAAGUUUGUUUAUA